GGGAAAGGCAGAGAGGGUCAGGAAAAGGGCUGUUGGUGUGGACAGUGAAAGGGCUCGGCAGAGCCCCUUAGUCAGUAGGGCCUUGUAAUCGCUUGGAAAGUAGCAACAAUGGGGCAUGCGUGCCUGAGAAAAUCCCCAUCUGCGAGACGUCUGUGGCUGAGAUAAGGCCCGCUGAUGCAAUGAGUGCUUUUAUGUGGCUAAGAGAAGGAGAGGACAGUAGAAAGAAGGGAAAGGGGUGAAGGGAGGGGACAAGAUGUGGGGUGGUAAGCUGUGAGCAAAGCUGGAAUGCCAUUGUCAGAGCUCGCCGCUCUGUGUUGCAUAGGGGGACAGCUGCCUCUGAGGCCUGCUAGCUCAUGUGAGACAGGCAAGCCAGCUCACCGUAAAUUUUUUUCCCCCCAUCUCCCUAUAGACAGACAGACAGACAGGUGGUGCCUGAACUCAGCCAGCUGGAGUCGAGGGAAGGAACUAGGAGGAAUUCGGGGAGUGGCAUUUUAAAGCUUCCUCUUUCCUCUCCUUAAUCUCAAAGAAAAGGGGCCUAGCUAUAUUUGUCAAGGCGCUGUUCAGAGCUGAAAGACAGAGUGGGAGGCUUUAGCCCUUGGAGCUAGAUGACGCGCAGGCCUGAUAGUUUACCCCAUCCCAGGUCGGACUGAGAAGGCAGUUGUGGCUUAAAAAAAAAAAGUAAAGUAAAGUAGAGAUUGCAAACCCUGCUGGUGGAUCAGUGGAUUCAAAGCUGUGGGGAGGCUGAAGAAUUGCACAGCCACGGGGCUGUGACGCAUAAAGAGUUGAUGGUAAUUGAACAGGUCAUUGCUUUUCAUGACACAGACACGAUGACACAGACUUUGUCAGACAUCAACCUUCAGUAGAAUCUAGAUGAAGUGGACGGAGAGCUUUCAUUCAAGGGGCACAGUGCAGACUCAAGGUUAUGAGAGGAGGCUGCAUCACAGAUGUGGAUGGUGAAAACAAGAGCAGCAUCUGAAAUGAAGUGAAAACUAUGAGGAACCAUUGGCUAAUGACAUGCUCUCUACAAUGCUGAGACAAAAGGUUAAGUGGUCCCCGUGCCCCCUUUGAAUGUCCGUCACUAUGGCUAAGCGCGAGACCGGCAACACCAGCCCUGUGGUCAGGCAGAUAGACAAGCAGUUCCUGGUCUGCAGCAUCUGUUUGGACCAUUAUCACAACCCCAAGGUCCUGCCCUGCCUGCACACCUUCUGUGAGAAAUGUCUACAGAACUACAUCCCUCCCCAGUCUUUGACGCUGUCCUGCCCAGUAUGCCGACAGACUUCUAUCUUGCCAGAGAAGGGUGUGGCAGCCCUGCAGAACAAUUUUUUCAUCACAAACCUAAUGGAGGUGCUACAGCGAGACCCAGAGUGCAGCCGACCUGAGGCCGGCAAUGUCCUUGAGUCGGCCAGUGCAGCUACAGCCUGUCAGCCCCUCUCUUGCCCCAACCAUGAGGGCAAGGUGAUGGAGUUCUACUGCGAGUCAUGUGAAACAGCCAUGUGUCUGGAGUGUACAGAGGGAGAACACAGGGAGCACGUGACGGUUCCUCUGAGGGAUGUGCUCGAACAGCACAAGUCGGCGCUUAAAAAUCAGCUGGACACCGUGCGCAACAGACUACCUCAGUUGACUGCUGCCAUUGAGCUUGUGAAUGAAAUCUCCAAGCAGCUUACGGAGCGGAAAAAUGAGGCAGUGACUGAAAUCAGUAACACUUUUGACGAGCUGGAGAAGGCCUUACACCAGCGCAAAACUGCUCUCAUUACUGAGGUGGAAAACAUCUGCAGUACUAAGCAGAAGGUGCUUCAAGCGCAGCUGACCUCUUUGCUUCAGGGCAAGGAAAACAUUCAAAGCAGCUGCAACUUCACGGAGCAGGCCCUGAGCCAUGGCAGCGCCACUGAGGUCCUGUUGGUCAGGAAGCAAAUGGGUGAGCGGGUCAGUGCGCUGGCGCGACACAGCUUUCCUGAGCAUCCUCACGAAAACGGACAUCUGGAGUGCCAGGUAGAGACGGAUGGACUGAGGCGCUCCAUCCAGAACCUGGGAGUCCUGAUCACAACAGGGGCCGUGGGCCACACUAGCGUCGCCACCGGCGAAGGCCUGCGGCAUGCGCUGGUCGGCCAGCACACCACCGUCACGGUCACUACUAAAGAUAAGGAUGGAGAACUGGUGAAGACCGGUAAUGCCGCCCUAAGGGCAGAGAUCGUCUCUGCAGAUGGAGUGUGCACCGAAGCUGAGGUGGUGGACAACAAAAACGGCACCUAUGAGGUUGGAUAUAUCAUCCGCUCGGAGGGAGAAUACACCUACUCUUUGCUGCUCUAUGAACAGCCUGUGAGGGGGAGUCCGUUCCGUUUGCGUGCCGUCAAGCCGUCAGAUGUCCUGCAGUCACCAGACGAUGUGAAGAGAAGAGUGAAGUCCCCCAGCGGAGGAGGAGGUCACGUUCGACAGAAGGCUGUGCGCAGGCCCUCCAGCAUGUACAGCACCACCAAGAAAAAGGAAAACCCGAUAGAGGAUGAGCUGAUCUACAGAGUGGGAACAAGAGGGCGAGAUAAAGGAGAAUUCACUAACCUACAAGGCAUCUCGACCUCCAGUAACGGACGGAUUGUGGUGGCAGACAGCAACAACCAGUGCAUACAGGUAUUCUCAAAUGAUGGCCAGUUUAAGAUGAGGUUUGGCGUCAGAGGGCGUUCACCAGGGCAGCUGCAGCGCCCCACAGGGGUCACAGUGGACAUGAAUGGGGACAUCAUCGUAGCUGACUACGACAACAGAUGGAUUAGCAUCUUCUCUUCGGACGGCAAGUUCAAGAACAAAAUUGGUGCUGGGAGACUGAUGGGACCGAAAGGCGUGGCCGUGGAUAAGAAUGGACAUAUCAUCACUGUGGACAAUAAGGCCUGCUGUGUCUUCAUCUUCCAAUCAAAUGGGAAGCUGGUGACCAAGUUCGGGGCCAGAGGAACAUCAGACAGACACUUUGCAGAAAAAAGUGGUGCAAACAUUGCACUGGAACAAAAGCUUAGUAAAUCUGGCCCUGUUUUCAGUCCUCACUUUGUGGCCGUAAAUAACAAAAAUGAAAUAGUGGUAACAGACUUCCAUAACCAUUCAGUCAAGGUGUACAAUGCAGAUGGGGAGUUCCUGUUUAAGUUCGGCUCCCAUGGAGAGGGGAACGGACAGUUCAAUGCCCCGACGGGCGUGGCUGUAGAUGCCAACGGAAAUAUUAUUGUUGCUGAUUGGGGUAACAGUCGGAUCCAGGUGUUCGACAGCUCAGGGUCCUUCCUGUCCUACAUCAACACAUCAGCCGACCCCCUUUAUGGCCCCCAGGGCCUGGCCCUCACAUCUGACGGUCAUGUGGCGGUGGCAGACUCUGGAAACCACUGCUUCAAGGUCUACCGCUACCUGCAGUAGAGACCCGAGGCGGCCAUCUUCACCACUGUAAGCACUGACAACGACAGAACCAAUGUAUUCAACGGGGUGCAGUGACCUUUCCAGUACAGCCUUUUGAUGUGCACAUCAGCUGAUCUCCCGGAUAUAAUGAAGUGUCUGAACCUGAGUUUACUCGUUAUGAUGUGUAUUGAAGGUUGAUUUUAAAGUUGGGUGAUGUAGCGUCCAUCGGACAAGUAAUGGACAGAAAGCUAUAGACUGGUUUUAGAGAAGGUGCAAAAGCAUUUUUGUGUGUUGUACACUGUUGAUGGUAUUAUUACGCCACACUUUCUGUGAGACCGGACAGGGUAGGUAAUAGAUUGAAGUAUUUAAUGAGCCAUAAUUUGUCCAAAUGCAUGAAGUUUUAUUUUAUCUUAAUGCCUAGGCAACAACGCAGUGUACCCAUAAGUUGCUUUUCUCAUGAACUAGUUAACGCUUACAGUGAAAUGAACAGCACUCCGCUUCUUCUAGCAAUGAAAUGUCAAAUUUCUCAUUUUCCGACAUCUCACAGAAAAGUGUCACCACCAUCUGUGCAUUGAUUUGCUGUAUGUACUGUAUAUACAUAAAUGUAUAUUGUGUAUAUUUGAUCACUCAGUAUGUUUUGUGCUUUGAUUUUUGAAACACACAGCCUUUUGGCUAUUCACAGAGCAGCAGUCAAAGAUUCCAGGAUUUUAAACGUGUGUAUGGCAGCUGUUUAAAAAGUGUGCUUUUGAAACAUACCCAGCACAUGCUUAAAAGAAGACGUGUGUCAUAUUUAUUGCUAAUGUAAGCAGCACAAUAAUCAUUUUUGUUAAUAUCUGUUGUUUUAAAGGGAAAAAAAAAAUGGAAAAAAUGCUAAUUUAUUUUAUUUUAUACACUAGUCCAGCAUUUACAAAUUAUUUUUCUAAAUUGAUGGGUUUUUUUUUUCGUUUUUUUCUCUUUGGAGCUUCACACUUUAUCCCGCUCCCUUGAAGGGAAAUUCCACCUUAAAGCAGAAUUCAAUAUCCCCCUACAUCCGGAAAAAUUUAGAUCAGUGUUCGUGCACAUGAGCAGGUCUUUUCCAAAGCUGCAAACCCAUCUUUAUUUUCAUUUGGGAUGUGAUCAAGAGAAGGAAGUUUUCUAAGUUUCUCUGUUGAGGAUGCUUGGCUAAAGAUUUGGGUUCAUGGAAUGAUCGUUUUGCCUUUAACAAUUAAAGAGCUUUAUUCAUUGAAGUGCUAACAGAUCCAAACCAGAAGUAAUACACACAUCUCAGGAAAUCCAUCCAAAUUAGAUCGCCAUAUCAUUGGAACAACUUUAAAUACUUGAUGGCAUCAUAGAUUUUGAGUGAGACAUUGGGAGCUUUGUGGGAAAACUGUUAUUCAUGCAUGUGUUGUCUGGAUCCAAGAUCACAAAAAUGAUUGGGAUGGAAUAUGAAUUCUGUUUUACCAUUUUUGUUUGUUUGUUCUGCCUGUUUGGCUUGUUUUGCUUUCACAUAGGAAACAGUUACAAAAGUAUUAAAUUAUAAUUUAUUAGAUAACCUUUGCCAGCAAAUUCAUCCACGCUUCGCGUUAGAAUAAACUCGCCUACGAUUCUGCCUGCACCACAUCAACAUAAUGACUCCCUUGGAAAAAACUGUACCAGUAGAGCUGUUCCUGCUCUUGCUCCCCCCAGUGUUCAUUCUGUGUAAUGUCAUAAGAAAGCCUAGUGCCAGGGCAGAAGAGAGAGACCUGGUGCAGUAAGAAGGCAGCUUCCUGGUCUGAUGAACGUAAUCGCCCGCAGCACUGUGCUCAACACCCAAACGCCAACAGUCAUCCUCCCCGGAUUCUCUGAGCUACAGGAUAUGACCUGUUUUAACCAGUUACGUCAACCGGGAAGCUGCUGUUUUUUUCUAGCACCUGAUCUGCUGUUUGACUUGUUGCCAAACAGGAGCCCAGACAUCAAGAGUCAAAGGUCAACCUUUCUGAGAUGUGUCUGAAGCAUUUUACCCUACGCUGUUUGUGUCACGCCAAUACAAACAGUUUUGUUUUCUCUAUGAAUAUGCACUGGUAUUAAAAGCACAUGGUUUACUGAGUUUUUGUAUAUGUAUGGGACUACUCAUUAUGCUUGACUUGCACUGAGGGGAUCUUGUUUUUUUGUUGUUUUUUUUUAAUGUAAUUUAGGACAAUAAACUUAAUCACCGAAGGGUGGUACUGAGGAAGUGAUGAGCUA
Xiphias gladius (swordfish) is the source of this 5565-nucleotide messenger RNA. Its product is annotated as tripartite motif-containing protein 3-like. Gene Ontology annotation, biological process: protein polyubiquitination; negative regulation of translation; proteasome-mediated ubiquitin-dependent protein catabolic process. NCBI's taxonomy places the organism in Eukaryota, Metazoa, Chordata, Actinopteri, Istiophoriformes, Xiphiidae. The transcript is spliced from 14 exons. Gene Ontology annotation, molecular function: zinc ion binding; ubiquitin protein ligase activity; translation repressor activity. The record is from RefSeq and is a predicted model, not a curated record. Bases 1069 to 3384 code for a protein of 771 amino acids.